Molecule: messenger RNA, 4206 nt
Organism: Thamnophis sirtalis
Lineage: Eukaryota; Metazoa; Chordata; Lepidosauria; Squamata; Natricidae
Source: RefSeq, a predicted model, not a curated record
AGAGGCAGUCCUCUGUAAACUCCCACACAGGGUUGAAACGUCAUAUGCCAGUAUGACUAUUAGCACAGAUGUACACACUUCAAAGUUCGGCAGUCAAAGAAGAGGAACAGAGAAACAAGAUGUUUAGAGCCAACGACGAAACUGCUUGCAUGACUACCGCCUUCCAAGAAAGCCUUCAGUUUCUGAAGUUGAAGAAUAAGUAAACGGAAACAAGGAUUACAUAUUAUAUUCCUUUUUUAUUUCUUUUUAACCACUUGGGAUUUUACUCUUUGAAUUGACGUGGCCACAAGCACUGGACAGCAAUAUGUGUCAUGUCAUUGUUACUUGUCGCUCAAUGUUGUGGACCCUCUUGAGUAUCGUGGUGGCAUUUGCAGAGCUCAUAGCCUUCAUGAGUGCGGAUUGGCUGAUUGGCAAGGCCCAACCUGGAAGUUUUCAGGACACAGACAGCAGGAGGGCAGGAUCAGUGGAUCCCUAUCGUCCAACCUUGGGGAUCUAUGGACGUUGCACCAGAAUUGAGCACCACCACCAGUCUUCCAUGCCUGAUACAUCUUGUGGCCCCUAUGCAGAUAACUUCAGUGAAAUUGCCAGUGGGUUUUGGCAAGCUACUGCUAUUUUUCUUGCUGUAGGGAUCUUGAUACUCUGUGCUGUUGCAUUCGUUUCUGUUUUCACCAUGUGUGUACAGAGUAUUAUGAAAAAAAGUAUUUUUAAUGUCUGUGGGCUGCUACAAGGAAUUGCAGGACUAUUCCUUAUCCUAGGGUUGAUCUUAUACCCUGCUGGUUGGGGUUGUCAGAAGGCAACAAGCUAUUGUGGACCUUAUGCUUCAGCUUAUAAACUUGGUGACUGUUCUUUAGGCUGGGCUUUCUACACGGCUAUUGGUGGCACAGUCCUGACCUUCAUCUGUGCAGUCUUCUCUGCCCAAGCCGAAAUCGCCACUUCCAGCGACAAAGUCCAAGAGGAAAUUGAAGAGGGGAAAAGCCUGAUUUGCCUCCUAUAACGCACUCUUCUCCAAACAAUUUUUUUUCCCUUAUCUCAAAAAUAAUGGAUUUGAAGUAGCUACUUGGACUCUUACAGGAAGAAUGAAGACAUGCAAGUGUUCCAAUAGUCCAACAGCAUAGAAGGUUGAAAGGCACUGAAGUCUACAGACAGUAUUAAAAAAUGUGAAGUAGUGAGAAUUCUGACACAUGGAUAUGAAGGAAUGCCACAAAGCAAACCUGUUGGCUUUCCAAUUACUCUGGAAACAAUUAUUUCUAUUUUGUCUUCACCAAGAUGAAUGAUUAUGAAGGAAUUUUUUGAAGAAUAACUUGAAAUAUGUCAGGUUGUUUUCAGUACGUACAUUUUAAGACAACAUAAUCAGGCUCCAGUGUCAAAAUGGCAAACACUACCCUAUUAAAUUACUCCAUAGCACCUUUUCAGAAAGCAGGUCAUGAAUAUUAAAAACACAUAGUAUUCUGGGUUGUAUGCAGUGGCACAUGGAAAGAAUGUCUUAAUAAAAAAGCAAGGCUUCCAGGUGAAACUAGUGAAUACAAUUUUCUUUAUGCAAUACUUUAGACACACUGCUCAAUACAUACCUGAAGCAUGGAACUAUAACAAUUUAUGUGGGUAGCUCUGAGAACAUAAGCUAAAUUACUUUUAUUUUCAUUACACAGAUAAAUAGUUCCAUUAUUUGAUUAGUUAAUCUGGGUAGAUACGUAUGUAUAGCUAUGGGGAAAGUUUAGACUCUUGUAUAUCUAAUACUGAACUCAAGAUUUGUCUUCCAAAGGUGUGGGCAUCCUCCGCUAUUGGUCCAGUUGUAACCAACAUCACUACUGGCCCUUUCCAAGUACUACCAGUUGCCUAUAAGUCCAUUUCAAGUACAACUGGCCAUUGUGCUCAUCUAACAACAGAUACCAUGUGCCUAAAUUGUGACCAUAUGUUACUGAAUGCCUUUGGGACUUUUUUAAUUGCAUCUAUAAGUUAAGUGUAUUGAUAGAUUUUUUUUUUCCAAAAAUGAGCCUUUUGCAUUAGUCAAAUAUGUAAAAAUGUUCUGAGAACGCAAUGUACUGCACUGCAGUGAUGGCUGUAGAAAGAAAAAUGAUGGGAGAACUAAUGCCUAACAUCCAGAUCCUCAAUUUUUAGAUUAGCCUUAUUAACACUGAUAUUUAAUGUAUCUUUUGAUAGACAGAAAUAAUACAUUGUAGUCUUAAGUUGCCAGGAUGAAAUAAGCAGACUCUGAAUAGUAACUUAUUUCUAGCAAUAUCUUCUAAAAUUAAAAUUUGAAUCUUCAGUGAUGAGGAAUGUACUGUACUGUCUAACUCAGGAUUUUUGUGAAUAGCCACUUCUUUAACCACUGCUAUAAGUAUUCCAAGGAGGCGUUUGUGAAUUAACUGUGUACCUGCAUGUUUUACAAUCUUGUUAAUUCAUUGAGCACCAACAUUGUUCAUGAGGGCUUAAUCAAGCCCAAAUUGCUUUUGCAGUAUUGCUGUCAUAAUACCCCUUGUUCAGAACAUGUUUCUCUCACGAUAGAACCAUGAAAAGGAGACUGAACUGUUCACAUUUAAAAUAGUUGAAUACUGAAAUUUGCUAAAGAAUUAUGUAGACUGAUCUGCAAUCUGAUUAUAAAGUAUGGUAAUAAGUGUGGACCCCAGUAUGGGUCCAAAACCAUCUUGCCUAUUCUGGCAGAUUAACUUUCCUAGUUUCAAGUGUAAAAUGAUAGGAUAUAAGCCAAAUUGUGGCCUGAUACUUUUUACAACCAGGUGCUUGAGAAAGCCUUGCUGAUCAGCAAUCCAAAACAGGGUUGGCGGCUGGGCUAUUAGUUAACUCUAAUAAAUUAAGUUCUAGUAUAAAAUUCCAUUCGGAGCAGAAGAAAUAUCUAUGCUGGAGUAAUAUGUAAUUUAUUUUCUCAUUGGUACUAUAACAUUUUUGUGUUGUAGAAAUUAAUUACUAAGAUUGGACUAGAGUCAAAAAUUUCAAGAGUACUUUUUAGUGUCAUUAAAGAUACAGGGCUAUUCGUAUGUAUGUAUGUAUGUAUGUAUGUAUGCAUGCAUGCAUGCAUGCAUGCAUGCAUACCCCACACACACAUACACAAAUGUACCAUGGUUUAUAGAGUAAAAUUUAAUUUGAUACUGCCGCCACAUGAAUGUUGUUACAUGGGUAAUCGUUGUUUUAACUAUGAUACUUGGGAUUGGUAACUGUCACUAAGUGAUGCAGACAUAAAGUGUAAAUGACACAUUUUACAAGAGCAGUUCCAGUUGCCAUCAAUAAGUAGUUAAGCACAAUGUCAUGUGAUCACCAUUUGCCACCUCCUCCCGGUUUCUCUGUUGACUCCGCUUGUGAAGGUCGCAAACGGCAACCACAUGACCGUGGGACUCUGCAACCAUAGUAAUUCCAAGCUGGGUGACAAGUGCCUAAAUCACAAAUGUGACCUCAUGGAUAUUGCCACAGCCACAACUGUGAGGUAGUAAGUCUCCUUGUCCAGUGCUGCCAUAACUUUGAACAGUCACCAAAUGAAUGGCCAUUAGUCAAGGACUAUCUGUAAUUACUGUGACUAAGAUCAAGUGUACAGAUACUUCUGUCUAAACGUGCACAUGACUGACAAGGCACUCUUGAUUAAAAAUGCAUGACCAGCUCUUUAAUGUUUUAAAUUUCUGCAUCCUGAAAAGGCACUUUGGAAAUUAGUUGAGAAUAGCAGUUAAAGGAGAAUACAUAUUGGCCUCCUGAUAUGAAAAUAUUUUUUUUACAUUUUUCAUUUUCAUUGCCUUUCUCUUUUGCUUUUGCACAAUCUCAAAAUGAUUUUGGAAUAGAAAAGUUUGAAACAGUUCAGCGGUUUUAUAGCGCAUUUUAAAAAUUAAACUCUGGGACAAUAUUCUCACGUUUCCUUCUUUGAAUUGGCACCAAAGAAAAUCUUAUCAGAUAUUUUGAACAAACAGCUUUUACAAGACAAUAGAAGAAGUGAUACUUCAGAUUAUACAGAACAUUUAUUUUUUUAAAGAAAAGGUACUAAUCCCAACAAUACAUUAUUCUGCAUACAUCCCUUCAAGCAUCUCCAAUUUCUUUUUCCAAUCCAGGUUCAAAAUCUGUAUACUGAUCUCAUACAAUGCAUACCAGUUCUCCAACAUUUAAUUGAUUAAAAAUCACUCAAGAUAUUGAUUGUUCAGCAAAUUUAAAUAAAAAAUAAGUUCCAAUAGAAGACAGCAGGCUGCAUAUAAGCAAACAUUAUUUUAUACAGGC